CAUUUUGCACGUUGGUGCAGUCAGAGCAAACGGCUCAAAACCGACUUCGGCGUUAAGCUGAGAUAAGCUGAGCCGCGGCAACACUACCAUGUAUCCACUUCCAUGAUGGAAGUGGAUACAUGGGAAAGGAACUGGACGCGUCGACUGACGAUGCAAGUUCCACCCAUCAUCCAAAAAUUGCUUUCCCCUUUCCCUUUUCACACUUACCUGGCAAUCCCUCCUCCACGCCAGUCCAAUAGAUACCCGACGCCCUGUCUAUGGAUCCAUCCUCCACACUCACCCAACGGCGUCCUCAGCUCCGACGUCGAGUGCUUCAAAUGGCGAGCCUACCUGGCUCCACGAGGUCUUGACCGCAUUGCCGUGCGCACCGACAUUGACCCUCAGGGUGCUAUCGAUGGGCAGCUUCCGAAUUUGCGGGACGGCGCGCAGCUGUUGGCAGCGAGGGAGCUGCCUGCUUGGGUCGACAGCAAGGUCAACACUGACAAUGAUAGUGGACUGGAAGGCUACGAAGAUGAGGCGGCACGUGACGAGAGUCGGGCAUGGGUGGCGUUGUUGGAAGGAUGCAUGCAUGCUGCUCUGCUCGCUUCUGUUCUCGCGCGGCCUCUAGCCCCGCUGUCAAGUCUCACUUCCCUCUUCCCUACCUUUGGCACGCGUAUCCCCCGCGAAGCUAUACAGUUGCGCUACUGGGAGGCCAUUAGAGGGUUCUCCGAGAGAUCGGGCACCGACAAGUGGUUCCUGUCAUCCGAGGCUCUAACACUACUCGAUGCACUCGUCUUUGCGUACUUGCACUGUAUACUUCACUCGAAAGCCUUGAUACGCCUCGAGGUGACGCGUAGGGUGAAUCUGGUUGCGUGGGAGUGGAGAGUGAAAGGAUUGGUUAAGGCGGCGUUUCUACCGAGGCGGCGAUCUGGACUUAUUGCUCCAUCCCUAUGA
This is a messenger RNA of Desarmillaria tabescens, 933 nucleotides long. RefSeq lists its product as uncharacterized. The transcript is spliced from 4 exons. Bases 103 to 933 code for a protein of 276 amino acids. NCBI's taxonomy places the organism in Eukaryota, Fungi, Basidiomycota, Agaricomycetes, Agaricales, Physalacriaceae. The record is from RefSeq and is a predicted model, not a curated record.